Molecule: messenger RNA, 8420 nt
Organism: Betta splendens (Siamese fighting fish)
Lineage: Eukaryota; Metazoa; Chordata; Actinopteri; Anabantiformes; Osphronemidae
Product: polymeric immunoglobulin receptor-like
Exons: 7
Coding region: 1660-3006 (448 amino acids)
Source: RefSeq, a predicted model, not a curated record
CAAUAAGUGAAAGGUGGAAGUGAUAAAAGGUAAAAUAUAUUAUAUGUUCAAGUAAAUGUUAUAUGUUAUAAUUAAGACAAAGUCUUUGUGCCUCUGUCUAUACUUCUACAGGCAUAGUUGGCCUCAGGGCUGAGCUUCUGUAAGUGAAUUAUUUUUUCUGAUUUGCCAUUUCUCUCUAUUUCUCUCUAUCUCUGUUUUACCGCAAUUGACAUUUUGACUGUUAGCAUAUUUUGUUUUUGUAACAUUGUUGUUGGCGGUUUUAAUUCAGAAAUCUCACUGAAUGCGACAGCCUUUCUAAAACUCAGACAUCUGCUGUGACAGUUCAAGCAAAGUCCAAAGUUAUGAGGGAAGUUCUGUGUGCCUUGUUCAAAUGAGUCUCGUUACCAGAACAAGCUGAAGUACUUCUUGUAACUGUAAUCUGUAAUAAAAUAGGAUCAGGUCAUUAAGUAUUUAAGUUUCAUUUGUGUUUGCUAAAAAUAUAUGUGCUUUUAUUUGAAGGCGCUUGAAGAACCCCCGAGGGACAAACGGGAAAAAUGAAACUUAAGGAGAAUUAUUCUUAUCCUUAGCUUUAUAAUAUAUCAGUUUGAAGUAGAUUAUUCCCUCUACCGGCAUCUAGACAACAAUGUUUGUGUUUGUUUUGUUCGUACUUUACUUCGUAGAAUGUUUGUGUUGUACAUGCUAUGCAUGGUAUGAUAUUCUAGGCAUUACGUUUAAGAUAAUGUCUGUUUUAUGUUUUAUGUUAGUUAGACGGUGAUGGUGAUGGUGGUGGAAUUGAAGCGAAAUCUACAAUAAACCUGGGUGAGGAAACCACUGGUGUCUGUGCCUGGAGGGAAUCAUACAUCUGCAGAGGAAACCGUCCGUCCACAUGUCUGCAGCAGGCAGUAGUCUCCUCCACCAAGAAACAAGACACACGCUUCACACUGACUGAUGACAAGCUGUCAACAUUCACAGUGAACAUCACCAGUCUGACCCAACAGGAUUCUGGGUCGUAUCUUUGUGGAGUCCACACAAACACAGGCCUUGAUUUUUUCUCUGCUGUUGAUCUGGAGGUCAAAGGUGAGGGGUCACUGUUGUCUUAUACAUCAUCUGGUGAAACUUACUGUAGUGUAUUUUAAAUAUUGUUCAUUUGCAUUAAUCUCUAGUUUUUCAAAGCACCUGUGAUCUGAAGGUAUUAUACUGUACUAUGGCGGUUGGUGGUUUGAUCCCAGGACAAGGACACUUCACACUACUGUAGCUCCACAGAGGUCACCACUGGCAACCUGCUGCUCCCUCAUGCAGAGGACAUCUAAUAACUAUACAGUGUCCUCAUCCACCACAACAUGAGACAAACAGGAAGUUCCUCUGUAAGGGAGACCACCACAGGAACUGCACAGACAUGAUGACUGACACCAGGUUCAAUCCUCUGUAUCUGUGUGCUUCAAUACAGAUCCCAAAGUGCCAUGUGCAGUAUGUGAAAAGCACAGCUGAGCAGUCAGCUGGAGUUAUGAUGGUUUCUCUGUACCACCUCACAACAAAAACAAGUACAUUUUAUCAGAACAAAAAGUAAAACAAAUUAAAAUGCAGAAGUGAAAGUGAAAAGUUUGACAGAGGUUGUGGGUGGAACAUUUCUGUGUUAGAAAACAGUCUGGUGAAUGUUCUAUUUCCUCCAAGAACCUGACGAUGCAGCGCCUUCAAAUGCUGCUCUUCUUCCUCAUUGCUUCUCCCUGUUUUGUGACCAGCACAAGACCGUUGAUCCAUGUGUUUGGAUAUGAAGGGAGAGAAGCCAAAGUCUCCUGCUCUUAUGAUGCAGGAUAUGAGGAUUAUGAGAAGUACCUGUGCAGAAACGGCUGUGGCAGUAAUGAUGUUCUCAUCACAACGACAGAAGCAAAGAAGAACAGAUUCACUAUCAGCGACGAUAUAAACAAGAAGGUUUUCACAACCACCAUCUCUAAUCUUCAGUAUCGUGAUGCAGGAAAAUACUGGUGCGGAGUGACAAUAAGUGGAAUACUAGCAGAUUACUACCCUGCUGAAGUCAGUCUGGAAGUGGUAAAAGACACUUGCUGUGACAGUUCCACCAAAGUCCAAAGUUAUGAGGGAGGUUCUGUGUUCAUUGUUUGUCCAUAUGAGUCUCGGUACCAGAACAACCUGAAGUACAUGUGCAGAGAAAACCGUACGUCCACAUGUCUGCAGCAGGCAGUAGUCUCCUCCACCAAGAAACAAGACACACGCUUCACACUGACUGAUGACAAGCUGUCAACAUUCACAGUGAACAUCACCAGUCUGACCCAACAGGAUUCUGGGUCGUAUCUUUGUGGAGUCCACACAAACACAGGCCUUGAUGUUUUCUCUGCUGUUGAUCUGGAAGUCAAAGAGUGGUGCUGUGUGAAGUCAAACAAACUAAGAGGCUCUGUGGGACAUCCAUUAACUGUGCAGUGUCCCUAUCCACCACAACAUGGGACAAACAGGAAGUUCCUCUGUAAGGGAGACCACCACAGGAACUGCACAGACAUGAUGACUGAUACCAGGUUCACUCUGCUGGAUAUUGUUUCUACCAGCUCUUUCUUGGUGAUGGUCUCAGAGCUGGAAGCAGGUGAUUCUGGGACGUACUGGUGUGGCUCAGACUCACACUGGAGCUUUGGAAACUACACCAACAUCCAACUGUCAGUAGAUGUUGCUGCCUUUAACGUUGUGGUUUUCAUUGUACCUGCUGUGCUGGUGUUUGUUCUGAUAUUUGUGAUAGUCAUGGUGUGUAAACACAAAUGUCACAAAGGAAAAGCAACUGGAGCCAACUGGGAAUUAGGCCAACAACAACACAAGGCUGGAGAUGAGGAUGAAGUGAUCAGUGAAUCUGAUAUUUAUGAAAAUCAAGACGUGGUCGGGUCCUCUAAACAGAGGAAGUCCAAACAGCAGAACAGCUGCUCCCAUUAUGAUGCAGGUGGAGCCCAGCAGGACUUGAUGUAUGAAAACUUCAAUACAACUGAAGACAUCUACCUUAAUGAAGUUUACCGUAAUGUCAAUAAGAGAUGAGCACUUUGCACAUCUACACAUUAUCCAGUUUGUAAUAUCUUUGUUAGUAACUAGAGAGCAACAUAUAGUCCAGUGUGUAUCCCCGUGGCUUUAUUUAACCUGUGUAUACUGUUAAUUACCUAGGUCAGUUCAGAAUCAGCAUCUAUCAACAAUCUUCAUUAUGGACCCAUUCUGUUAUACCUUUGUGCUACAUAUACUAAGAAUAAGAAUAAGAAAACAUGUACUAGUCCCACAAUGGGGAAACUCCGGAAAACCUAAACCCUGCAAUAAAUACAGAUUGAAACAAAAACUCUCUACAGAGAAACAAUCUGCCAGCAGAACCAGGCUCAAUUUGGGCGGCAGCUGUCGGCCUCGAAAUCUUGGGGUGAGAUGAUAGAAAAGAGAAAAAACCACAACAACAAAAACUGGACACAAUAAGAAUGGUUGGACCACAGACUGGACAAUAGAGACACAAAGUUAUAAUUCUAAAGAUACCUGGACAAUAAAAAACAGAGGCAGAAUCCCAACAGCUAUAAGCUAUAAGCAGGUUGGUGGAUAGAAUAGAUAAAAAAAUUGAGGUCAGUGUGUGAACAAAGACACCUAGCAUCCUAAGUAGCAGCGUACCCCUCUCUAGAAAAGGUUUUCAGUCUAUGAUGCAGUGUUUCUGAACCUAGGUUAUUCAAUUCAAUUCAAUUUUAUUGAAUUGAAAUCACAACAAAGUUAUUACAAGGCACUUUACAAAGUAAGGUUUAAAACCUCACACAACUAAACCCAACAAAUCCCACAUACAGCAAGCAUUUAAUUUGACAGCAACAGUGGAGAGGAAAAACUCCCUCUCUAACGAGGAAGAAACCUCCAGCAGAACCAGACUGGAUGUGGGCGGCCAUCUGCCUCGACCGGUUGGGGUGAGAGGAUAGAGAGAUAGAAAAGCACAGCAACAGCAAGAAGAAAGAAGAAACCUCCAGCAGAACCAGACUGGAGGUGGGCGGCCAUCUGCCUCGACCGUCCAGUAGCACAACUACUGGACAAAAAGAGACAAGGUUAGUUAAACAUGGGACAGUGAUGGGAGGUUAUGGGACAGAGGAGGUAGAAGGAAACAGAGGAGCUCAGUGUAUAAAUUAAGUCCCCCAGCAGUCUAUGUCUAUUGCAGCUUAACUAAGAGAUGGUUCCUGUGACUAACAAUAAUUGCCAGUGACCUGAACCAUCUCUAACUAUAAGCUUUAUCAAAAAGGAAGGUUUUAAGCCUAAUCUUAAAGGUGGAGAGUGUGUCAGCUUCUCGAACCUGAAGAGGGAGCUGGUUCCAGAGGAGAGGAGCUUGGUAGCUAAAAGCUCUGCCCCCUGUUCUACAUUUAAACACUCUAGGAACCACAAGUAGCCCAGCGCUCUGAGAACGAAGUGUUCUGCUGGGAGCAUAAGGAACGAUAAGGUCUUUAAGAUAAGAAGGAGCUUUAUCAUUGAGUACUUUGUAUGUGAGUAGGAGAAUUUUAAAUUCUAUCCUACAUUUUACAGGCAGCCAGUGCAGAGAAGCUAAUGUAGGAGAAAUGUGAUCUCUCUUUCUAAGUCCUGUCAGAACUCUGGCUGCAGCAUUUUGAAUGAGCUGUAGGCUUUUUAAGGAGCUGUUAGGACAUCCUAUGAGUAAGGAGUUACAGUAGUCCAGCCUAGAGGUAACAAAUGCAUGGAUCAGUUUCUCUGCAUCGCUCUGAGAGAGGAUGCUUCUGAUUUUAACUAUAUUUCUAAGGUGGAAGUAGGCGGUUCUUGAGAUUUGUUUAAUGUACGAUGUAAAAGAGAGAUCCUGGUCAAACAUGACACCAAGGUUCCUCACAGUAGAAUCUGAAGCUAAUGUUAUGCCAUCCAGGGUGGCUAUCUGACUCAAUAGUGUCUCUCUCAGAUUUUUAGGCCGAACAAUAAGAAUCUCGGUUUUAUCUGAGUUUAGUUGAAGGAAGUUUUGGGACAUCCAGGAUUUGAUGUCUUUUAAACAACCCUGAAUUUUGACUAGUUGAUUUGUUUCAUUUGGUUCCAAGGACAUAUAUAGCUGAGUAUCAUCUGCGUAAAAAUGAAAAUUAAUAGAAUGCUUUCUAAUAAUCUCACCUAGAGGAGACAUGUAUAGGCUAAACACAAUUGGACCCAGCACAGAACCCUGUGGAACUCCAUAGCUAAUCCUUGUGCGUGUGAAGAAUUUAUCAUUAACAUGAACAAACUGGAAUCUGUUCAACAAAUAGGAUUUAAACCAUCCCAAUGCUGUUCCAUUAAUCCCGAUUCUAUGUUCUAGUGUCUGUAAUAGAAUGUUAUGAUCAAUUGUAUCAAAUGCAGCACUAAGAUCUAACAGGACAAGGACAGAAACUAGACCAUUGUCCGAAGCUAAUAGAAGAUCAUUAGUGACUCUAACCAGAGCUGUUUCUGUGCUAUGAUGUUUUCUAAAUCCUGACUGAAAAUCUUCAUACAGGUUAUUCCCACUAAGGUGGUCAGAUAAUUGUUUAGCCACGAUUUUUUUCCAGAAUCUUGGAAAUAAAGGGUAAAUUUGAAAUGGGCCUAUAGUUGGCUAGUUGUCCAGGGUCAAGGGUUGGUUUUUUCAAUAGAGGUUUGACCACAGCCACCUUAAAAGCCUGUGGUACAUAGCCUAGUUGUAAAGAUUGGUUGAUUUGAUUUAAUAUGGAUGAGCUGAUUAAAGGUAGAACUUCUUUGAGUAAUCUGGUUGGGAUUGGAUCUAAAAGACAAGUGGACGACUUGGAAGAGUUAAUUAUUGAGGUUAACUCCAUAUGAGUUAUGGGGAGGAAGCUGUCCAGGUAAGACAGAGGAUUUGGUAUAUUUAAAGUUGAUGGAUCUAGACAGUGCUUUCUGUCAUUUGGAAGAAGUCGCUGCUGAAUGUUUUUUCUAAUGAUGAUAAUUUUAUUAGUAAAGUAGUUCAUAAAGUCAUUGCUGCUGAGAUUUAAGGGGAUAGUAGACUCAAUACAGCUAUGACUCUUUGUCAGCCUGGCUACAGUGCUGAAAAGAAACCUGGGGUUGUUUUUGUUUCCUCAAUUAGGGAGGAAUAAUAUGUUUUUCUAGCAGCACAAAGUGCUUUUUUAUAUUUCAUUAGACUGUCCUUCCAUGCAAUGCAGUUUACAUUUAUUUUGUUGGAACACCACUGUCUUUCUAGUUGUCUAGUCCUUUGCUUUAGGCUGCGGAUGUCUGAGUUAUACCACGGAGCUAACCUCCUCUGAUUCACUGUCUUCUUCUUCAGAGGAGCCACUGUGUCUUACAUUGUACGUAGAGAAGCUGCAGCAUCAUCUACAAGACAGUCAACCUGUUCAUAAGGAUUAAGGUGACAGUUCUCUGUGUAUCUACAAGACAUUGAGGCAAAAGAUGAUGGAAUCAUCUGCUUGAAUCUGGCAACAGCGUUGUCAGAUAAACAUCUGCUAUAGUAACAUUUCUUUCCAGCUGUCAGGUGAGUCAGUCUUUGGGGUUCGGUGGAAGACACAAGACACGCCCCUGACUCAUAUGAUUCAUGAUUACACGCCCACUUGGCGAUCAUUGACUGCAGAUGAUCCCGCUACAUUGUUUGGCCGAUCUGUAUGGGGUGCCGAAUGUAAAAGGAGCACCUAUAACUAGUUUUCUCACAUUUAACUAAAUGACACAACAUGUUUUCUCACAUUUAGUUAAAUGUGCAAAAGUCUAAAUGUAAAUGUUAAAUGUUAAACGUAAAUGUUAAAUGUAAAUGUUAAAUGUUAAAUGUAAAUUUUAAAUGUAAAUGUAAAUGUAAAUGUUAAAUGUUAAAUGUUAAAUGUAAAUGUUAAACGUUAAAUGUUAAAUGUAAAGGUUAAAUGUUAAGUGUAAAUGUUAAAUGUUCGCCGAGUGUAAACUGAAUAUUCAUGAAUGUGCAAGUAGACUCCACCCCUACCCUCAUAGGUCUCAGAUCAGACACGCGAACUCAAUCACCUCAAACAGUGCGCGCAAACCCCGCCCACAUGUGAUCUGGAAACUUUUGUUUUUAGUCUGGACGUAACUUCGGCUAGCUAGUAUAGUUAGCCAACUAAUUCUCCACCGGCGCCACAGAAAUAUUCUUUUUAAACCUACUUGACUCCUCAAUAAUGGUGUUUAUGACAGAACAGCAGUUUGAAGCGGAGCCUCAGCCCGCACACCUGCCGUUACAGCCCGUUCAAUCUCCCCCAACUGGAGGGAGUCGGAGCUGGCGGCCAUGAUGGCUUCGACUUCAGGCUUCUCUCCAGUAUUGUCGUCCACCGAUCCAGAGUCAGAUGUGGGCGGAGCUAUGCGUACUGUUUGACGUGUUUGAGUCCGCGUCACUGAUCUAGGAUAAUAGGGGGUGGAGCCUACUUAAAUAUUCAGUUUGAUCAUUUGACAUUUACAUUUAGCAUUUACAUUUAGAUUUAACAUUUAGAUUUAACAUUUAACAUUUAGAUUUACAUUUACAUUUUUAUUUAACAUUUACAUUUAACAUUUACAUUUAGACUUUUGCACAUUUAACUAAAUGUGAGAAAACAUGUUGUGUCAUUUAGUUAAAUGUGAGAAAACUAGUUAUAGGUGCUCCUUUUACAUUCGGCACUCCAUAGAUCUGUACCACAGAGAGUUUGGUGUCAGUUUUGUCAUACAUACAAUAAUUAUCAUUUUUAUACGAUAGUUUUGGGGUCUGUACGAUCUACGAUAUCGUAGAGCCAAUAUACGAUAGUUUUGACACUGCUGUUCGUCAUGUUUUGAUUUCGUUUCGAUUGACGCGCACAUCAGCAGAAACUGUUUUCACUCGUAGCUGAUUGGCUCCUCCCCUCUGUCAAUCACAUCAGCAGCGCUGCUGAUUGGUUCAAUGAUCUGUUCCUCUGUGUUUGCACAUUUGCACUUUUCAUCCAGCAUCAUGACAAAAGCGAAAACAAGCAAGCAUGAGUUCAGCACCGAAGUAAACUAGUAAAAGAAAAGACUCUGGUGGUGCAGAGACUGUUAGGUAAACCAAGCGUCUGUCUGUGAGUCAAAGGAGCCGUCGCUAUUUUUGAGGUGUGCGAUUCGUGCAAUAGUUACGGUAACAGUGUUGCGAUCACCGAGAAGAGCGGAGACACUCAGUCUAAUGAGCAACUGAGGCGAUAUUAGGAUUAAUAUCGUAAGGAGACGAAGCAAAUUUAAGAAAUUAUGGAAUUUACAGUGAAUGUUUAAAAAACUGAAACUUGGUUUUGAAUAAAAUGACUGAAAUUGGUACAUCAUUUCUUUACAGUUCUACUUAGUAAUACCUCGAUUACUACCACAGCAAAUAUCAAACACUUUUACUGAUUAGUUUUGGAGAAAUCCAUCAAUAAAAUAUCAUACUGUACAUUGAAUGGACAUCAAUAUCUAAACUUUACCUUUAAUAACUCUUUCUCAUAUUGGUACAUCACCGUUCCUUCACAGUUCUUCUUAGUACAUCAUGGACUACUAAUACAGCAAAUAUCAAAAACUUUUCCAUCAAUAAACUAUCG